GUCCCUCUGUUGUUGUUAUCCAGAAAUCGUCGGAGAAGAAGAUAAAACACAAAGAGCGACGAGAGAGAGAGAGAGAGAGAGAGAGAGAGAAAAUGGAGAAGUACUUUGGAAAUGCAUACAGGGGAGAUCCAGGAGUGCCACAUGCUGAUGCAGAUCGGUUUGUGAAUAUAUGGAUUGGUUCUGCUGCUUUCUCUGUUCUCACCUGGGUUAAUCCUUACAUGUGGCAGCUCUCUAACCAGUUCAAUUAUCAUGAUAAGUGGAUGCUGUUUGAGCAGUACCACUGGAAAAAAGCAAGGGCAAAGAAGCAGCCUUAUGAAUUCAAGUGGAAUAAGAUACCUAAAGAAGUCAGGGACUCGUAUUAUUACAACUGGCCUGUCUACUUCCCAUAGAAGUGUCUGUGUUGCGCCGCCUUGUGAAUCUGAAGAGAGAAACCAAAAACUUGUGGAACUUCUAUGGAAUCUAGCUUUAUCUCGUCUGUUCUGUUCUUUGUACUACUUUUGGAUUUUAAGUUUGUAUCCAUCAGUCUCAACUAUUUGCUGUUUCAUCUCCUCUGGUUGAAUUUCUUAUGGCAUUCUUGAAACCAUCUCUUAAGCGUAGAACUAGAAUCCAGUGCUUGCUAAAAUCUGAAAUAGUUACUAAUGAAUAACUGGGUCCUGA
Molecule: messenger RNA, 657 nt
Organism: Arabidopsis arenosa
Lineage: Eukaryota; Viridiplantae; Streptophyta; Magnoliopsida; Brassicales; Brassicaceae
Source: the annotation of a GenBank genome assembly